AUGGCUCCUCAAAUGGCUGUAUCUAAUAUAGGUAUGGCACUUGCUGCUAAAUCCGCCUCUGUGGAUAUUCCGAUCCCUCGUGAUGCUGUCAAGGACAGCAGGGGCGCCUUCGCUGUCGCAUCUGCUCGUCCAGGACAGCCGACUAUGCUGCCUACUCCCCCCAACUCGAUCUCUCCUACUCUCCCGCCUCACGGUUUUAAGAAUAAGGCUCAGCACCAUGUGGGCAACCUACCCUUCUCCCCUCCCGUCGCUCCCAUGCACGUCGACUCGGAUAUCGAUCUGCAGGAUGCUGUCGACCAUGCCAAAAGCCAGGACCAUCAUCCUCACGUGUCGACAAGUGCCCAGAAUGUCGACAGCGUGGGUGCCAUCACCCCGGCGAUGUUGGCGAAGUACCAUUUGCCCGAUAUCCUGCUCGCUCAUGGCCCACUAGCCAUCCGCCAUGUCAUGGGCCAUUUGACAACCACUGUGCCAGGCUUUGCCGGCAUUCCGCCCGCCAAGGCACGCAGAUUGGUAGUCGGAGCCCUUGAAGGCCGCGGCAAUGGUGGCGAAGGUGGCGGCGUUGAUGAGAAUAUCAUAUUCGAGAAAGUCGGUUGGGGUCGCUGGGAUGCUCGGCGAAGUGACCAGCCGCCCCGUGAACGGCAAGCUUCUAAUUCAUCUUAUAUUUCUACGUCGCCGCCAUCCAGCUUUCCAAAUACUGCUGGAGGAAUGCAGAUACCUCAGCAUUCGCAAUGGCGAACUACGAAUAAUCGACCGGCGUAUGGAACCAGUGUAGCCGACUCGGCCAUCUUCUCGCAUUCCGAUCUAGACUUUGGUGAUCACGAAGCUGAUAGGAUGUCCCUGGACGGUGACGAUAUGCCUGAAUACUGCUCUUCGUCCGAUAUGCCGGAAGACGCCAUUCCAGAUGACGAAUGGGAUGAAGGUGACGUCACCGACGAAGAAGACUGGGCUGGCAUCGGUGCCGAUGCCCUUCGUGCCCGAUCCCUCAAUGGAGGAGGGAUUGUAAAUACAAAUCAUCCUGUACAUACACGAGUGCAGCGUCACCCUGGCGGUCCUGCACCAUCCGCCCUGGCCAAGUCUGUUCCGGGCCGCAUUACGAUUCAACAGAUGGGCUUUACAUUGCCGGACGGCAUUGGCGGCGAUCACGAAGAACGCGCUGCAGUUGAAGCGCUCUUGCGUCUUGGCUCGAUGUGA
Molecule: messenger RNA, 1191 nt
Organism: Talaromyces marneffei
Lineage: Eukaryota; Fungi; Ascomycota; Eurotiomycetes; Eurotiales; Trichocomaceae
Exons: 1
Coding region: 1-1191 (396 amino acids)
Biological process (GO): positive regulation of transcription from RNA polymerase II promoter by glucose
Cellular component (GO): nucleus
Molecular function (GO): sequence-specific DNA binding
Source: RefSeq, a predicted model, not a curated record